CAUCUUGGGGACCUGGGGAGCUCUGGUGUGCAUCAGGAGACAGACUGGAGGUCAGGUCCAGGCGGGACAGGGUGGGAACACUGGCUGAGUGGCGCCUCUGCCCAGGCAUGGCUCUGACUCACUUUGGGUGAGUCUUGAACGAGCAUCCCAAGAGGCAGGUACACACCAAGUGCCAAGGUCCAGUGGUCUGUAGACUGCCCCGUGGAGCCUGCCCUCUGCUGAGGAUGAGGAAGUAGGUGUCUGGGAUUUCGUGUGCUCAGCGCGGUGGCAGGGGUCAGCAGGCAUGAUGGGCUCAGAGGUGACAGCCUGUUUAAGGCCCGGAAGCAAUGUAGGGAGUGCACGCAGGGCUCUGGACGCAGGGGAUGGAGUUUAGACUUUGCUCUGAGAUUGCAUUGUUGAUGCCCAGAAAAUCUCACAGUGAGGUUCAGGGCCUCAUCAGAUUCCGUGCUCCGAUCUGUCUUGCCCUUGAGUGGAGAUGCAGGAGCUCUGACCGCCCCUUUCCCUAGUGCUGAGCCGGCGGGGCCUGCAGUGGCCCAGGUUUAAAAGCAGGAGCCUAGAGCUUUAAAAGCUGAAGGAGCCGGGGUCCUCCAGUCGGCUCUUAAUGCCCAGGUCAGAACCUGCACCUGCUAGGGUCAAGCUGGGCACCUCCUCCCUGGCCUGUGUGACCUUGACUCUUGACCUUGACUCGAGUUUCUCAGAUGAAUACUCCAAACGUCCCAAGUAGGCCAGUGACUUUCCUGGUCCCUUCAGUGGCCAUGGCCUGGCCCCCUUGCCCUGUGGCAGGUGUGUACUGGACUGUUCCUGGCCUGGGGGAGCAGUGUGUGUUGGCUGCCAUCCCUGCAGGGCGGGGUGUCACCAUCAGUGCUGAACAUGCAAAACCCUCUUAAACACCUUCCCCUCUUGUGUCUGCAAAACCCACGUGGGCUCGCCACUGGUUUCUUGGUUUGCACUGCUUUUCUUGUAGAGAGAACGUGCUUCUCGCCAUAACUCCCCAGGAAAGCCUCCGAACUCCUAGGCCUUUGGUAUUGGCUCUCACCUCGUCUUUGGCCGGGAAUAACUGUUGGUCUGCUCAGGGAUUGGUUGCAGGAGAGAGGAGCCUGGAGGGAGAGUGAAGAGAGCAAGGCGGACAGUCAGACAGACUGAUGAGCCGGCUGCAGAGUCUGGGGCCCCUGGGGCUUGCGGGUUUCCUUCUGCCCUGUUCUGUCUUGCGCCCGUUGUCAGAGGCCCUGCUGCUGGCCCGUGGGGUGAGCUGCCUGCAGGGGUUCCUCUUUAUUCUCCCUUCCCGGCAACCUCGGGGCUCGGCAGCCUUCAGAGAAGGUGAUCUCCUUCCUGUUCCUUGUCAAGGAAGGUCAGGCUGGCUUUCACCCGAGGGAGAGAGGAGUGGCGAGCGAGGUGGAAGAAAUGGGAGGAAGUGGCUGAGGCCUGCGCCGACUUGCAGGCUGUGCCGACUUGCAGGCUGGAAGCCCCAUCAGCAGCACCCAGAACACAGCCAGGGAUGGGGUCCCAGGGGCCCCGAGAGCCCAUGCCCAGAGGGCGGGACCGCAGCAGCCAGGAUCAGGCCCCCUGCAGGUGGACCUCAACACCUGUUGGCCCGGUGGUGAGGCGCUUCCUCUGCUUCCUGUGGGUCUGAAGCGGUCUGCUAUAUUCAGGGAGAGUGGGAGAGGAUGACCUGCCAAGUGUUAUGUCAGCAUGAAGGGCUCCCGAGCCAGUGAGGAGGGGUAUCUGUCCAGAAAACCCUCGCGGUGGGGUGGUGAGGCGCAUGCUGUGGAAAGAAGUGGCCACUAAGUGGCUUAUCUUGGAGAUACUGAAUGAGUUUGAUUUUGGAGUCAGAGAGACCUGGGCUCUGGGGCCGAUGCUGUGGCACAGUGGGUAAAGCCGCCUCCCGCAACACCGGCAUCCCAUAUAGGCACAGGUUCUUGUCCCAGCUGCUCCAUUUCCAAUCCAGCUCCCUGCUAAUGGCCUGGGAAAAGCAGCGGAAGAUGGCGCAAGUGUUUGGGCCCCUGCUACCCACAUAGGAGACUUGGAUGAAGCUCCUGGCUUCUGCCUGGCCCAGCACUGGCCAUUGUGGCCAUUUGGGAAGUAAACCAGCAGAUGGAAGAUCUCUCUCUUUCUGUAACUCUUUCAAAUAAAUAAAUACAUCUUAAAGAAAAAAAGAGAGAGACCUAGUUCAAGUCCUGACUCUGCAGCAGAAUCACUGUGUGACCACAGGCAAGUUACUCAGCUUCUCUGAGCCUCAUCUGGUGUACCUGCAAAAUGGGGGUGAAGUUAUUAGCAAAGCCUGCCUUCUUGAGGCUGUUGUGGGAAUAAACGGGUGCACUUAAGACGGGCUGGCUCAGAUGCACAUUAUCAUUAUUGCUACGACUACUUAGCGCCCUACGCCUGGCUGGGCCCCUCUACCCUUCCUCCUGGCUUCCCAGUCAUCUCCCGCUCUCCCUGCCCCCUCCAGCCCCAGCCUUUGUUCCCUUGGGGUCCCAGGCCUGAGUGUCCGUGCUCCUGUGCUCUUAGUGUUGGGGGGGGGGGCUGCAGCAGGAAGCCUGGGGUGAUUCAGCCUCCCCUGGACCAGGCCCCCUGAUUUGUUCUAAGCAAGUCCCAGUCCCAGCUUCAGAGACUCUUGGUGCCUGAGUGGUGGUCCUCCUCGAUGUGCAGGGGAGGGUGUGGGAGCCGACAGCUGUGGGUGCACCCCUGUGAGACCUGUUUCCUGCCUCUGUCACCUCCCCUGGGCGGGAGUCCUGUCCUACAGCCUCAUCCUGGAGUCCACCCCUGCUUCUCCCAGCUCCUCAGCAGCCACCCCCGAGCCUGGGCCCCUCCACCAGGCACAUGCUGGCACCUGCGGCCAGGCCUGCCUGCCCCGUGGGGCCUCCCUAGUUCAGGCCCCAGGCCUCGAGCCCUGAGCCCGGGCUACUGCUCCCCAGGCGCCAGGGCAGGCGCUGGCAAGGUGGGCUGCUCCCCUCCCCUUCCCUCACAUGUUCUUCCUUCCUGCCUGGGCUCCCCCUGCAGAGGCCAGCUUCUAGACCGGCGCUUAGAGAGGUGGAGCCACACAGUCCCACUCCGCAGCUUCUAGGCGCCCAGGGUGCUGAUGUCUGGGGGCUGGCUUUUAGUCUCUGCCCAGAAUUCCCUGCUGCCAGGAAAAGCCUAUUUAAAACAAGAGGAAGGGGCUCGCCCUCCUGACCCAGUCCUCUCCCACCUACGGGGUGGCUCCGGUGUUCCUCCUGCCUCUGCGCCCCCCUCGUCCCCUCCCCCGCCAUUUUCCAUUAGGAACCACGCAGGGGGUGCACGCUGGAGGAUUUUUCUGGCUCCGUACAGGGCCGGGAAGCUGAGGAAGGAAACCGAGGAGGAAGUUCCUCCCCUUCUGGGUGCUGGGUGAAAGUGAAAGACAGGGAGGGGGCCGCAGGUGAGUCACGCGGACCGGGCGGGCUCCUGGCGCGCCGGGCUGCGGAAGCGUGCGGAGAGCGAUAGCCAGGGGCGGGGCGCGCCGGGCUCCGGGGCGGGGUCGGGGCUGGCGGGAGUCACGCUCCUGCCGGCCCAGCCCCUGCCCUCUGCUGGCUCCCUGGGAACUGCUGGGGCCGCUGACGGGGACGCGGAGCCUGCACGGCCCUGGUCCCGGGACCUGCAGGUGUGUUCUGCAGCGCUGCCUGAGCUGUCCGCCCUUGACCACCCCUCCCUGCCCCAGGGACCCAGGACAACCCUUGCUUGGGAAGAGGUGGGCCACGUAGCCCCCUCCUACCCACCGCACUCCCAAGGGCUUCCUAGGGAGAAAACCGAACACCACCACCACCUAUGUGAAGAAAGAAAAAGUCUUUCCACGCUAGCAACUAUGCUCCUGGACCCCACGAGCAGCAUGAACCGGGAAGAGUAGAGCAGCCCAGAGCCUUGGAAGAGGAAGAAAGCUCCCCCCACAGCAGCCUCGGCCUCUGCCUCUGCCUCCCUGCUCUGGGCCAGGCUUCCCUCAGCAGCUGGCCCUGGGGCAUGGGCAGUUGGUGAGGCAGCUCUCCCUGCCGGGCUCCGUUGUCCACAUCAUGAACCUCCAGGCCCAGCCCAAGGCUCAGAACAAACGGAAGCGGUGCCUCUUUGGGGACCAGGGAGCGGCUCCCAAGGAGCAGCCGCCCCCACUGCAGGCUCCACAGCCGGCCCUCCGGGGCAAAGAGGAGCCGCAGUACGGCGGGGGGCUGGGUGCGGGGCUUGAGGGGCCCGCAGCCGCCUCCACCACCUCUCAGCCUGUGGAACUGCCCCCCGCCAACAGCCUGGCCCUGCUGAACUCCGUGGUGUACGGGCCUGAGCGGACCACGGCAGCCAUGCUGUCCCAGCAGGUGGGCUCGGUGAAGUGGCCCAACUCCGUGAUGGCUCCCGGGCGGGGCCCGGAGCGCGGCAGUAGCGGUGGCGGCGGAGGCGGCGGCGGCGUCAGUGAUAGCGGCUGGCAGCAGCAGCCCGGCCAGCCUCCGCCGCACUCCACGUGGAACCGGCUCUCCCUCUACGGCGGACCCAAGGGGAGCCCUCACCCUGGCGUGGGGGUCUCCGCCUACUAUAACCACCCCGAGGCCCUGAAGCGGGAGAAAGGGGGCGGCCCGCAGCUGGACCGCUACGGCAACGCAGUGCGGCCCAUGGUGCCGCCCAAGGUGCAGCUGGAGGUGGGGCGGCCCCAGGCGCCGCUGAACUCUUUCCACGCAGCCAAGAAACCCCCAAACCAGACGCUGCCCCUGCAGCCCUUCCAGCUGGCGUUCGGCCACCAGGUGAACCGCCAGGUCUUCCGGCAGGGCCCGCCGCCGCCCAACCCCGCCACCGCCGCUGCGGCCGCCGCCGCCGCCUUCCCCCCACAGAAGCCGCCGGCGCCGCCUCAGGCAGCUCUGCCACAGAUGCCGCUGUUCGAGAAUUUCUACCCGAUGCAGCAGCCGCCCGCGCAGCAGCCCCAGGACUUCGGCCUGCAGGCCGCCGGGCCGCUGGGGCAGCCCCACCUGGCGCACCACAGCAUGGCCCCCUACGCCUUCCCCCCAAAUCCUGACAUGAACCCCGAACUGCGCAAGGCCCUCCUGCCGGAGUCAGCCUCGCAGCCUGUGCUACCUCAGCCCCAGGUCGCCUUCCCCCGCCGCUCCCGCCGCCUCUCCAAGGAGGGCAUCCUGCCUCCCACCGCCCUGGACGGGGCUGGCACCCAGCCCGGGCAGGAGCCCGCCAGCAGCCUGUUCCUCCAUCACUGGCCCCUGCAGCCGCCGCCCGCCGGCCCCCUGGGGCAGCCCCACCCCGAAGCUCUGGGCUUCCCUCUGGAGCUGAGGGAGUCACAGCUGCUGUCUGACGGGGAGAGACUGGCACCCAACGGCCGCGAGCGGGAGGCUCCCGUCAUGAGCUCGGAGGAGAGCAUGCGGGCGGUGGGCACAGGGGACUGCGGGCAGGUGCUGCGGGGCGGGGUGAUCCAGAGCACGCGGCGGCGGCGCCGUGCGUCCCAGGAGGCCAAUUUGCUGACCCUGGCCCAGAAGGCGGUGGAGCUGGCCUCGCUGCAGAGUGCAAAGGAUGCCAGUGGUGCGGAGGAAAAGCGGAAAAGUGUGUUGGCCUCCACCACCAAGUGUGGCGUGGAGUUUUCUGAGCCUGCCUUGGCCGCCAAGCGGGCACGAGACGAGAGCGGGAUGGUUCCUCUCAUCAUUCCGGUGUCCGUGCCUGUGCGGACCGUGGACCCCACCGAGGUGGCCCAGGCUGGCGGUGUGGACGAGGACGGGAAGGGUGCUGAGCAGAACCCCGCGGAGCACAAGCCAUCGGUCAUUGUCACCCGCCGCCGGUCCACCCGGAUCCCUGGGACAGAGACCACAGCUCAGGCUGAGGACAUGAAUGCCAAGUUGGAGGGGGAGCCUUCUGUGCGGAAACCAAAGCAGCGGCCGCGCCCUGAGCCCCUGAUCAUCCCCACCAAGGCGGGCACUUUCAUCGCGCCUCCUGUCUACUCCAACAUCACCCCGUACCAGAGCCACCUUCGCUCUCCUGUGCGCCUAGCUGACCACCCCUCCGAGCGGAGCUUCGAGCUGCCCCCCUACACCCCACCCCCCAUCCUUAGCCCCGUGCGCGAGGGCUCCGGCCUCUACUUCAACGCCAUCAUCUCCACCAGCAGCGUCCCAGCCCCUCCUCCCAUCACGCCAAAGAGUGCCCAUCGCACCCUGCUCCGGUCCAACAGCGCCGAAGUCACCCCGCCUGUCCUGUCUGUGAUGGGGGAGGCCACCCCCGUGAGCAUCGAGCCACGGAUCAACGUGGGCUCCCGAUUCCAAGCAGAAAUUCCCUUGAUGAGGGACCGCGCCCUGGCAGCUGCCGACCCCCACAAGGCUGACCUGGUGUGGCAGCCCUGGGAGGACCUGGAGAGCAGCCGGGAGAAGCAGAGGCAAGUGGAAGACCUGCUGACGGCUGCCUGCUCCAGCAUCUUCCCCGGUGCCGGCACCAAUCAGGAGCUGGCCCUGCACUAUCUGCACGAGUCCAGGGGAGACAUCCUGGAAACGCUGAAUAAGCUGCUACUGAAGAAGCCCCUGCGGCCCCACAACCACCCGCUGGCAACGUAUCACUACACAGGCUCCGACCAGUGGAAGAUGGCAGAGAGAAAGCUGUUCAACAAGGGCAUUGCCAUCUACAAGAAGGAUUUCUUCCUGGUCCAGAAGCUGAUCCAGACCAAGACGGUGGCCCAGUGCGUGGAGUUCUACUACACCUACAAGAAACAGGUGAAAAUCGGCCGCAACGGGGCUCUCACCUUCGGGGAUGUGGAUACAAGCGACGAGAAGUCUGCGCAGGAGGAGGUGGAAGUGGAUCUUAAGACAUCCCAGAAGUUCCCAAGGGUGCCUCCUCCCAGAAGAGAGUCCCCAGGUGAAGAGAGGCUGGAGCCCAAGAGGGAGCUGAAGGAGCCCGGGAAGGAGGGGGAGGAAGAGGUGCCAGAGAUCCAGGACAAGGGGGAACAGGAGGAGGGGCGAGAGCGCAGCCGGCGGGCAGCGGCUGUCAAAGCCACACAGACACUACAGGCCAAUGAGUCGGCCAACGACAUCCUCAUUCUCCGGAGCCACGAGUCCAACGCCCCCGGCCCUGCCGGCGCUCAGGCCCCAGAGAAGCCAAGGGAGGGCGCCGGGAAGUCACGGAGGGCACUGCCUUUUUCGGAGAAGAAGAAGAAAACAGAGGCGUUUAAUAAGACCCAGAAUCAGGAGAACACUUUCCCUUGUAAAAAAUGUGGCAGGGUGUUCUACAAGGUGAAGAGCCGCAGCGCGCACAUGAAGAGCCACGCGGAGCAGGAGAAGAAGGCGGCGGCGCUGAGGCAGAAGGAGAAGGAGGCCGCGGCGGCCGCCGCCGCUGCCGCCGCCGCCCCGCACCAGCCGGCGCUGCGCGAGGAGAGCGGCGCGGGGGAGAAGGGCUGAGCCGCAGCCGGGCCCUCGAGGGGGAGUGCAGAGAGAGCCCCGUGGACCUGCCUCUGCCAAACCAAUAAGACAGUGAAAUAAACGGCUCUUUUAUUUAUAAAGGCCCAGGAGCAGUGUUAAGGGCUGCAGGAUCCAGUUCUCUUCGCAUCCGGUCUGUCGGGGCCGGCUCCCGCCGCUUCCCUCCGGCGCCUGCCGGAGCCGCCGUGGCCGCCAAGCACAAGUCCACCCGCUGCAGCGUUGUUCCCCCCCCCCCGGAGGCUGCCGGCGGCCGGCCCUGUUCUGUCCCCGCCGGGGCCCAGGCCCGCGGCCUCCCGGAGGCUGCCCCCCACCCCCGGCCGGGGACUGUCCCCUGGCUGCUCGCCUGGCCGGCUCUGUGCCUGUUCCAGGGAAGGGAGCUGCGGGGCAGGGCCUGAGCUGGGGAUAACCCCCCCCCCCCCCCAUUUGCCAAACACUGGGCCCGGGAGGCCGCCUCGGAGCUUAGCCUCGAACUGCUCCUCGGUGCCAGCUCCCUGCUCGCCUCUGCCCUGCCCUCAGCAGCUGCCGCCUGAUGCCCCCGCCCCAUGCCACCCGCAGCCCUGCACGCUGGCGAUCUCUGGAUCCUUCUCUGGGAGGGGGAGGUCUCCUAACUAGAUUGGACAGGAGCCUUCAUUCCUUGACUCGUGUCAUUUGGGAGCUAUUUAUUUAUUCUUUAAUAUUUAAUUUCUAACAUCCUCUCAGGGACCAGGGGCCUCCUGCUUUCAGAGGCCCACGUGCAUUUAGCCAAAAACGAGGCACCUUGGCACCCCCAGCCCACCCUACCCCCCCCCCCCCCCAGUUCCCGGACCUUGUUGCUGGGGGAAGCUCUCGCCAAUAGGGUUGACGGUAGCACUGAGAGACAGCGGGAAGCUGGGUGUCAGGCACACGGAGACUAGCAGGGGCGGGGGAUCCCAGGCAGUUCUUACUGCUGCCUCCAGGGAGUUGGCAGGCGGCCAGGAUUCCGGUUGUGUUGAUCAGGCCUGGAUUCUGGCUUCCAUAUUCGGCAGGGAAUCGCUCAACUGAAAGGGCCAGAGUGUUCUGGAAGCCCCUGUACUUGCCAGUCCCAUGGAAGAGCUGUUGUGUUUCAGAUCUUGUUACUCAACUUGAGUUGCACAAGAAAUUCUAAGUGAAUGCGUCUGGAACAGGUCAGCAUGUCAGGAAGGAGCCGAGAAGUCUUCAUUCUGCUGCUCCCCGGGAGCUGGGCUGAAAGGUAUCUGUGGUAACUGGGAGCGGAAAGGGAGUUGUAUUUUUAAACUAUGCACUCUUAGGUAUUUUUCAGCGUUCAUUUAUGCAUUAAUGUGGUUCUGCAGGAUCCCAGCUAUGGGAGAGACCAGUUUCUUUUCCUCCCAGCCUCCCCCAUCACCUUCAGAGGAGAAGCUCUAGGUCCCAAGACAGCGAACACGUGGUGUGCCCUGCAGACACAGGAGGGUAGCAACUUCAGGCUCUCUUCUAAAUCCUUGUGUAAUAUGAGUGCCUUCACAGCUUAGCCCCAAAGUGCUGCUUAGGUUGCCCGAGGUUUUUUCUAUUUAAACCCUAUUUGGUUUCAGGCCCCUUUAUGGACAUGUGGUAACAGAAGCCUCCUCCAGUCACCUGGGACCCUUCUGCUCAGUGGUAGCAUUCAGGACUUGGAUAUCUUUUUAAAUAAGAAAGUGAUUCUACCCUAAGCUCACAGAGACCAGACCAGGUGAACGUAGCCGGGGACCUGACUGUGAAUCCCGACAGACACCGGAUUUGAGGGGCUGAUGCUCCAGGAUGCAUUUGUUCCUCAGAUGCGGUGGGGAAGGAAGCUGUUUCGGGGGCAGAUGCGACCUGCCAGUAGCGUAGGUGCAGCCAUAGAGGCUGGCAGAGGCGAUCCUUAACGGUGCUUUCUUCUCCCUGGGAACACCCUAGGCUUGUCUUCUGUUGCUUUCCCUCCUAUUCCGAGCUCUUUGCUGUAAGAAGUUAGACGAGAGACACCUCUAGCUUUGUAAUCUCCCCACGCCGCCUCCCCAUAUCCAUCUCCCAGUGUCCACCUGCCGUCAGCCACCGGCGUGACACUGCCCUAGUGCCUGUGUUCUGGACCGUCUCUGAGGUCUCUCUCCCAUCCGAGGAGACGGUGACAUCGCUCUGUCCUCCAUGCCUUCGGCAGCGCCCCUCACCGCUGAGGCACACACUCGCCCCUCUGCCGCCGCACCUCCGCCCAGGCACGGAGGCUCGUGCUGCUCACGGCCAAAGGAACUGCCCAUACUUAACUGCCUCAGUGACCUGAUCUCUCAUGUGCCAGAUGCCUAGAUGAAGAAGGAACACAACACAUCCCGAAGCCUCGGCUGUUUAGCACCCUCUCCACGGGGGCCCGCUUUUCUGGACAGUAUUUAUUACUAGACUGGCAAGCCUGACUCCUUUAGGUUUACAGGAAGUGUGCAUAUUUUUAUAAAACAAGUGUCCUCCCCCCCCCCCAUUUUGCUGUGUUACUGUUUGCCUCUAACGAUUUGCAGCUGUUUCUGUUUCACCUUUUACUCAUUUGUCUCCAAGUUGAAGGCCUUGUAGGAGGGGACAGCCUUGACAGUCUGUAAUUAUUGUACAAAUAUUUUAAUAGCAUAUAAAGAAGUAUAUUCCUUUUAUUUUGAAACAGAUGAUCAGACACUGCCUUUUGUGUGUUUGCUGCCUGUGGCAACCUUUUUUAAAAAAGACUGUUACAUAUGAAAAUGGUGUACAUAUAUAUAAAUAUAUAAAUAUUACCUCUUUGGCUGUACAGUUGUGAUAGAGCAGAUGGAAGAUUUUAUUUUUUGUGUGCUUUUUAUAUAAAAAUUAAUACACUAAAGAGAAUCUUGCUGAUGUGAUUGUAAUGUACCUAUGUAACUUAUUUACUUUUGAAUGUUCUUCUGUAUCUUUAAACCUUUCAUUAAAUAAGGUUUUAAAAAUUCA
Messenger RNA from Oryctolagus cuniculus (rabbit), 10280 nucleotides. The record is from RefSeq and is a predicted model, not a curated record. Lineage: Eukaryota; Metazoa; Chordata; Mammalia; Lagomorpha; Leporidae.